AUGGAGAUCGCCACAGAGACUCCAGGAUGGGUUCCCAUUUCCCAAUGGCCAACGCUCGAAGAUCUGUGCCACGGCUUCGACGAGAAUCUGCUGGCACCCUCAGAUAAAUUGACAAACAAGCAAUUCGACCUCGUAUUCAGCGGCAAUACACACAUUGAGCACAAGUUUCAUGGCAACAAAGUGGCAUGGCGCAUCACAAAAGGGGCCGAGGGAGUCGGUAUAAGCGGAGAGGCCGAGUAUAGAGCCUUCGAGGUACGACCGAAGAUCUUCUUCAUCGACUUCUACAAACCCGAAUACGAAGAAGAGGUCAGUAUUGUCAUGAACAUCGAAAAAGGUCAGACAGUGGUUGCGAUAUCUGGAUUCCGGGAGGUGGACGGAGUCAAACGCACAUACACCAAAUUCUCCGAUGCUCGGCUCGAAGGAUAUGAUGGGUCUCAGCCAUACAAGAUGACGGAUGAACUGAUUGGGAAGCAUAUUCUAUACCGUUACACUGGCACUGAUGUUUACGAACACGUCUACCUCAACCAGGGUACCUUCACCUGGCAUUGCCUCGGCGGCACCGAGAAAGGUCUCGCAGAUACAGAGCCAUGCAAGAUGCUGAAGUUGGAUGAACGGCUUUACCUCUUGUUCUGGACAGAGAAGAUCAUGCCGGUCGAGUCCGUUGUGGUAAUUGACUUGGAGAGAAUGCGCUCAACAGGGCGCUUCUUCUGCUGGGAUCCGAAGCCUGCAAAAUAUGUUCAUACGCUGUUCGGUUCAUAUGCGACCAUCCUUGCAGACACUGGAUCAAGAUUGAAGCGUGUCAAAUGUGACGAGACGACUCCUAGCUGCAAGCAAUGCAACAAACGCGGGCUCCAAUGUCCUGGAUACAACAAACCCCUUAAGUGGUCUGACAAACAUGAGAGGGUAACAGACCGACAUCGUUCGAAGACUCAUGAUCCAUCUGCCCACUUCGAACAGAGAGAGUCUCCUCAGUCAUAUUUCAGGGGCGAGGGUGGCGACGUUGAUCUGGAGGAACUUGUUAAGUUGGCUGUAGACUCAGACUACAUUUCCAGCGGUUGUACCUCAUCGGUCGAUAUUCUUGAAGUCUACCUGGCGCCAUACCAUGACAAAGGCAACCAGAGUUUCGAGUACACUCUUGACGACACUGCUCCAUCCAAAUCCGCCAUUUCGAUCAUGCAGCAGAACAACACCAACAAUUUCAGCAUCCUUUCGCCCUCAUUAGUGACCCAAGAAGAUCUUCUUUCCGGACACUACUUCUCAUCAGUUUGCGUCAUCAACUCUGGUUUCGACUCUCCAGCGAAUCCUUUUCGGGCCUACGUGGCUGAGCUGAUGUGUGAAGAUCCUACCAUCUAUCACUGUAUGCUCUCCAUGUCAGCGGCACACCUCUAUCAGCAUGAUCAGAUCUUCAAGGAGGUUGCGCUGGAUUAUCGCACCAAGGCAAUUUCUUCUCUGCGGACCAAUCUUUCAAACAUAAGUAAUCAAGGAGACGGAAUAAUCGGCAAGCAGUCCCAACUGACCACCCUGCUUUUUGGGACCUUGCUUUUAGGCAUGAGCUCGACCUGGCACGAAGUCACCUCGUUGGGACAGACGUUCUUGUAUGGCGCGCGUAGUUUGCUCAAGUCUUCAAAAACAAUCUCAUUGGGCGGCAAAACUUCUCAGGAUGGCUCGCAGUUCCGUAACCGGUCCGAGGCAAAUUUUCUGGUUGGUGCACUAGCUUUCUGGGAGAUGUUGGCGUCUUACCACCUCGACCAAGAUCAAUCGGCUGUGGACUACUUGGAAGUGUUUUCUGAAGGGAUCGAGUCAGAAGACUCAGCCCCUAAUCCAUGGACGGGCGUCAACACGGGUCUGUUUCUAUUGGCGGCAAAGGUUGGGACAGUUACAAGACAAGUGCAUACACUCCGCCAGCUUGCAGACGCCCUCCCUGUCAUCAAAGGAGAGACCCGCUGGGCCAGAGAUCUCCUCGACACGGCGUCUUGUCUCGAGCGAAGGAUACGGAGCUAUGAGAUUCGUCCGGCACAACGGAUGAGAGAUACUGACGAUGAGCAGACGCCAGGCACACAUUUCGAAAUCAUGGCAAGGAUAUAUCAGCUGACUCUGCGGCUAGAGCUGUAUCAGGCGUUUCCGCAGCUCCUUGAUCAAGACGAACACUCAUGCCCUCAACCCCGGACUGUGAAAGGUCAUCCUGGAAUUCUAAGGGCUCUUGCCAUCAAUAUCCUGGCUCUUUUGUCAUCGAUCCCGGUGACCAGUGGCACAAAAGCCAUUCAGCUGUUUCCGCUUGUGGUCGCUGGGAGUGCGCUACAGUACGAUUCGGCGACCAGAGCCACCACAGAUGGUGAUAGGCUAUGCGGAGCUCAAGAAGUGCUCUUUCUCAACAAUGACGACGCAAUUACUACAUAUUGGAGGUCCAUCGUUCGGAAGUCCCUGUCAACAGUAUACAGAUAUGUCGGACUCGAGUCAGCUCAGUGCGGUACUAAGAUAGUCGAACAAGUCUGGACGAGAUCAGAUGCGAGACACGACACUGGGAUCCUCCAGAGUGUUGGGGGGGUUUCCGAGUUUGUUUAUUGGGCAGAUAUUAUGAGAGAACAACACCUAGAAACUCUCUUGGGAUAA
Messenger RNA from Exophiala spinifera, 2610 nucleotides. RefSeq lists its product as uncharacterized. Gene Ontology annotation, molecular function: zinc ion binding; transcription cis-regulatory region binding; DNA-binding transcription factor activity, RNA polymerase II-specific. NCBI's taxonomy places the organism in Eukaryota, Fungi, Ascomycota, Eurotiomycetes, Chaetothyriales, Herpotrichiellaceae. Bases 1 to 2610 code for a protein of 869 amino acids. The transcript has 3 exons. The record is from RefSeq and is a predicted model, not a curated record. Gene Ontology annotation, biological process: positive regulation of transcription by RNA polymerase II. Gene Ontology annotation, cellular component: nucleus.